Molecule: messenger RNA, 1538 nt
Organism: Cebus imitator (Panamanian white-faced capuchin)
Lineage: Eukaryota; Metazoa; Chordata; Mammalia; Primates; Cebidae
Gene: IMPA2
Product: inositol monophosphatase 2
Exons: 8
Coding region: 248-1114 (288 amino acids)
Biological process (GO): inositol metabolic process; phosphatidylinositol phosphate biosynthetic process; signal transduction
Molecular function (GO): inositol monophosphate 1-phosphatase activity
Source: RefSeq, a predicted model, not a curated record
GCGGGGCCGGGCUUGGCAUGGGGUGGGGCGGAGGGCGGGACGGGGAGCCGGGAGGUGAAAGCGCGGCUCCCGCGGCCCGCUGUAUCCCCUUCCCGCUCGCGCUGCUGUGGGACAGGCGGCGGACUAGGCGCAGAGCUGCGGGAGCAGGCAGAGGGAGUGUGGAGCCUGGAGGCGGGACGGCGGGAUCCGGUGGGAGCCGGGGUCCCGCCGAGGGGGGCUGGAGGUGGCGGGGCCCUGUGAGGCGGCGAUGAAGCCUAGCGGUGAGGACCAGGCGGUGCCCGCGGCCGGCCCCUGGGAGGAGUGCUUCCAGGCGGCAGUGCAGCUGGCGCUGCGGGCGGGACAGAUCAUCAGGAAGGCCCUGACUGAGGAAAAACGUGUCUCAACAAAAACAUCAGCUGCAGAUCUAGUGACAGAAACGGAUCACCUUGUGGAAGAUUUAAUUAUUUCUGAGUUGCGAGAAAGGUUUCCUUCACACAGGUUCAUUGCAGAAGAGGCCGCAGCUUCUGGGGCCAAGUGUGUGCUCACCCACAGCCCGACCUGGAUCAUCGACCCCAUUGAUGGCACCUGCAAUUUUGUGCACAGAUUCCCGACCGUGGCGGUCAGCAUUGGAUUUGCUGUUCGACAAGAGCUUGAAUUCGGAGUGAUUUACCACUGCACAGAAGAGCGGCUGUACACGGGCCGGCGGGGCCGGGGCGCCUUCUGCAACGGCCAGCGGCUCCGGGUCUCCGGGGAGACAGAUCUCUCAAAGGCCUUGGUUCUGACAGAAAUUGGCCCCAGGCGUGACCCUGCGACCCUGAAGCUGUUCCUGAGUAACAUGGAGCAGCUGCUGCAUGCCAAGGCACAUGGGGUCCGAGUGAUCGGAAGCUCCACAUUGGCCCUCUGCCACCUGGCCUCAGGGGCUGCGGAUGCCUAUUACCAGUUUGGCCUGCACUGCUGGGACCUGGCGGCUGCCACAGUCAUCAUCAGAGAAGCAGGUGGCAUCGUGAUAGACACUUCGGGUGGACCCCUCGACCUCAUGGCUUGCAGAGUGGUUGCUGCUGGCACCCGGGAGAUGGCGAUGCUCAUAGCUCAGGCCUUACAGACGAUUAACUAUGGGCGGGACGAUGAGAAGUGACCGCAGCUGAGGCAAAGCUGCUCCCAAGGCCUCCCUAGGCUACUGUGGGCUCCUGGGGAGGUGGCCCUGGUGGCCCACGCUCCAUGCCAGUGGCUCAUGCUCUGUUCCUCGCUACCCCAGAGGGAGCUGCCACGCUACAGUGAGUGGCUGGCCUUUUAAAUCCAUGUCUCUCUCACCGGGAUUUUUGGUGUUAAGCUGUUUCUUUCUUUAAUCUCAUGUAGCCUUUUUCAGGUUAGUACGCGUUCUUCUGUCAGGGCCGAAACGCAAAUCUCCUGUGAAAUAUGUAUUGAUAAUCCAAUCUUGAUUUUUCCCCCUCAGAAUAUAAAUCUCAGGUAAUAAGACUUUAGAGCUGCUGAUAAAGCAGACUGUUCUCAGGCCCUUCCCCCCCGGGGUACUUCAGAAUGCAAUAAAUCAAAAUAACGGC